Molecule: messenger RNA, 423 nt
Organism: Penicillium diatomitis
Lineage: Eukaryota; Fungi; Ascomycota; Eurotiomycetes; Eurotiales; Aspergillaceae
Product: aegerolysin family protein
Exons: 2
Coding region: 1-423 (140 amino acids)
Biological process (GO): symbiont-mediated hemolysis of host erythrocyte
Source: RefSeq, a predicted model, not a curated record
AUGGAAGAGGAGUUGAACAACUAUAACUCCCAAUGGGUCGCAUUCCAUAUCCGCGACCAUCUCAAGGAUGGCGAGAUCACUGUCCAGAACACCGUUAUUGAAGGUGGUGAAUUCCAGGACCCCAACAACCGCCGCAAGUCUCUCACUGAAGAUGAGAUUGACUACAUGACCAUCGAGUCCGAGGGCGUCGGAGAGAUCUGUGCCCGUGGCCGCCGUGGCAGCGAAGGUCGCCUGGACUUGUUCCACGGCAACACCAAGAUCUGCGAGCUCCACUGGGAGAAUCGGGGAGGAGAGUACCACAACCUCGUGGAGGUGCUUGAUGAUAAUUCCAAGUAUCGCAUCGAGCAUGGGGGAUGGAGUCCACAGGCAGGUCCUCUAGGACAUGUCUUCGUGGACAUCCGUGAGAAGAAUGCGAAGAAGUAG